Lagopus muta (rock ptarmigan) is the source of this 3628-nucleotide messenger RNA. It is a transcript of the gene EXOC1L, whose product is annotated as exocyst complex component 1 like. Bases 153 to 755 code for a protein of 200 amino acids. The transcript is spliced from 4 exons. The record is from RefSeq and is a predicted model, not a curated record. NCBI's taxonomy places the organism in Eukaryota, Metazoa, Chordata, Aves, Galliformes, Phasianidae.
GACGUGCCACCCGGCCGCUCCCGUGCCGCAACCUCGCGGCUCUCGCAGGGCUGCGGGCCGGCAGCGGGGCCCCUCGGGGCUGCGCCCGGCGAUGUCCCCCCGGUGGCAGCCUGGGCGGCCCGCGGCGCAUCGCUCGCUGCCGGGCGUGUGCCAUGUCCUCGCUGGUGAAGGAGGACCUGGCCAAGAGGCUCUUCGGGCCGCGGCGGCUGCGGCUGCAAGAGUUCAUCGAGGUGGAAGGCUCGGGCGCGGAGCGCUGCUACCUGUGCGCCGCAGUACCCCCAAGGAUUCACCAUCAAAAUAAUCAGGAUAUGUGGAUUAUCCCCACGGUUCCAGUGCUGGAGUUUGGCCUUCACUGCACUGUUGUGUCUAAAAGUGAAGAAGUAGAAAUAUGUAUGGUAAAACACUUUCGAGAUCGAGAAGAGAAAUAUGAAGUAGUUGAAAAGUGGUUUUUAAAAGAUCUGGAGAUGAUUGAUGGAAAAGAAGCAGAUACUGAUAAUCCAUAUUUUGAUAUGCACUUCCACAAAGUCUACAGUAUGGAGGCAUACAGUUGUGCAUCUAAAUACACCUUUGCUCGAACGCUAAGCAAUCUGAAUGAAACGUAUCUUAAAAAGGACUUGAAGAUUGUGAACUUUGAUAGCACCUACCUAAACGAUGAUUCGAUCUGGUCAUCCAACAAUAGGGAUUGUUUAGUACUUAUGAGAAUAUGCUUCUAUGCUUCCAACCUUUUAUGUCUCUCCUUGUGUCCUUUGUCCUGAAGAUGUAUUUUAUAACGUUAAGGGGACUGGUUGAUUUUGCUAACCAGCAUUUUAUAAAUUAUCUGAUGAAAAUAACAAUAAAUGAUACGUGAUAUCUGCUUUUUAAUUUUACCUAUAAGUCCACAGAGGAACCUCUUUUUUUUUUAAUAUCCAUCUGACCAUUAAUUUAUAUGUAUUAGAAGGGCCUUACUGGCAAAUGGAAAUACAUGAGGCUUUCAAAAAUAAAAGGACAGUGAUUCCUAAGUUCAGUGGUGGUUGUUAAUGUAAGAUAAGUUCACUGUUUGCUAUAUGUUUAUAGAGGUAUAAAUCAUUUUUCAUGAAUAGCUAGAAAUAUUGGAAAAUACUUUAAGAGCGUUAGCAGUUCAUUUACAUCCUAAAGUAGAAAAAUAAAGCAAGAAAAAUGAAUUUUGCACAAGAAUGAUGCAUGUUUUCAUUUUUCAAAUGUGUUGAAAUACAGAAUUCUGUUAAAGAGAUCACACCUGCAUAAAUACAUGAAUCAAAUACUCAUCCUGAUGAAGUAUGGAGUUUUGCAUUUGUGUACUGUGGGACCAGUUUUUACCUAUGCACUUACAGUGAUUUUUCCUCCUGAAUAUCAAGUGCUCCCUUUGACCUCUCCAUUACUUAUGAUAUUGUCAUAGAAACAUAAAAUGGAUAUUUUCAAGCAGAAUUAUUUUAUUUGUCAGACCUUUGAAAACUUUUUUUUUUAUAUCACUAGUGUUUCUUUCUUGCAACUUGUUUAUGUACAUGAACAGGACUGGUUAGGGAAUAGCACCUGUUUAUGUCUCUUCUCUGCCUCAGGACUAAAAAUUAACAACAUUGUCUCGCUCCAAUUUAUAGGAGGGAGAGGAGGUUCUUUUAUUAUCUAUAUACCCAGUGUGAGAUUAAGAAACAACGGUUCAAAUGUUGGUCCGACCAGUUUAUUACAAAUCUUAAUUAGGGAAAUGUGGAAGGGGAGGACGGACACUGUUAUGAAUUAGGGUAAUGGGGAAGGGGAGGAAGGCGAUAGAAAAGAAGAAGCAAGGAGUCUUUAUAGGAAGCAAGAGGGACAUAGUCACCACCAUGGAUCCAGCGAGGUUCGUAGUUCAGUCUUUGAUCUUCAGUAGUGGUGGGUCGUCAGGCAGAGUUGUUCUAUUGAUGACUGCGAGAAGCACAACGAGGAUGGCCCCUUUUCAAUGCUUGAAAGUGGUUGAGUCAGCUCUCCUUAAGGUGGCAGCUUCUGGCUCUGGGAUCUCAGCAGAAACUCCUUUGUUCCCAUCUUCCAGGCCUUGCCAGCAGAUAAGAGGGACCAGGGAUGCCCAUCUGCAUCCUGCUUCUCACAGAACACGAUGGUAUCAUUCCCCAAUUUUUCCACACCUAGCUGGAGCAGUUUAGUCAUAGGCCAGAUCUUCUGCCAGUGAACACUCCUGAGCAUUCUCAUCCGCUCUUCUACAGAGCAAGCAGCUUUGGAGGAAGGGGCUUUCAAAUGUUCCCAAGGCGAUAUCCAUUGUCACACAGUUAGCACCCAUCACUUGCCUCCUUAACAAAUCAUUCAGAGUCUUAUCACAAGAAAUACCUCAGGAAGCAAGCUUUGAGCCAAAAUAACAAAGAAGGAUUCACAAACAUACUACUGGAAAUCCUAUAUGAACAGUAGUUUUUGGCGUUUAGUUACAAUUACUUUGUAGGUGACUGAUGGACUUCUCAAAAAUCAUAGAAUUAGAAUUAUGAGAAUAACUUUCAUCAGUGUCUAGCUACGUUAGCGUAUUCAGUGCACUACAUAAAUGUGUGUUAGUAUUUACAUUUGCAUUGAAUGUGGGGUGGAUUCUACUGAGUGGUUGGGAAGAUCUCACCCAUAACAGAAAAAUAACAGCUGGACUUGUGACAGUAUAAUAUUACAGUAGAAAUGCAGGAUGAAUUAAAGCUGUAUUGACCAAGAGCUGAAGAGGAACAAUUUCAGCAAGAGGCACAGUGAUAUUUCUUGGUGUCACCCAGAUGAUCUAGCUGGCUACUCCCCCCCACCACCCCCAGAGACAACAGAGAAAGCAAUGCCAUCCCAUUCUGUGCCAUUCUGGUCACAACUUCCUGCAGGAGAAAAUUCACUUUCUCUAUUGGCAGCCUAGAGAGUACAGAGAGAGUAGCUCUAGAUUAAGCCAGCUAAGUACCAAAGUUGAUAAAUGUAAAUAGCUCCCAGAAAAUCACAAGCUGAUUAAUGUCCUCUCUGAGUAACUGCCAUCAUGGUUUUUUGUGGAAGGAGAUCAUGACUUGGUCUUGGGAGCCUUUCACAUGGACUCCCACCUUUGAAAACAUUUGUGCAAAUGUACUUUGGAUUCAAAGUUGAAAUAAAAUCAAAUAAGUGAGGGUAUAUUUGAAAAACUGUAUAAAAUGUACAGCUUUCUACUUUUCUUUUAAAAUGUUAACCUACUGCUUGUAUAUAAAAAGGCCAUAUAUUUGAUUAUCUUAAUAAGUUACAUAUUUAUUCCAGACUUGUAAAUUACACACAUUCUAACGCAAAACUUAAUCAUUAUCUAUACCUUGACAGUUGUGAAGGCAGUUUAUAUGGAUUAACACUAAUUUUCAGCAAUUUUUGAAAACUUACAGCUUACAUUUGUCACCUAAAUAUUGUUAGAGAGAAGGAUUGUAUUUAUAAUUAUUGUUUAUGAAAUGCAGUUGUUCUUACCAGAAUGUCUUUGAGGUAACUCAGUCCAGCAUUUGAUCCAUCAUUACAAAAAGUAUUUGCCCAACAUCCAGGCUGUACAAAGACAUUUUACAAUAGCAUGUAUAAAGCAGAACUUAGUUAUAUAUUGUGCCACGUUGUCUUGUUUGAAUAUAUUAUUGUAAAGUUAACAGUGUUUUCUGUGAAGUCAACAAAUUCUUUGCUUACUUGGCACAAGGAAUUA